Molecule: messenger RNA, 885 nt
Organism: Trichoplax adhaerens
Lineage: Eukaryota; Metazoa; Placozoa; Uniplacotomia; Trichoplacea; Trichoplacidae
Exons: 9
Coding region: 1-885 (294 amino acids)
Cellular component (GO): endoplasmic reticulum
Source: RefSeq, a predicted model, not a curated record
AUGGUUUUCUUACUUGGAGGUCUAACCACCGUCGGUACUAAUAAAAUAGCCAUUUUAAGCGAUAGUGAAGGACCAAGUUAUCGUGCCUACUUAUCACCCUUUUAUAUUGAUAAAUACGAAGUUAGCAACAGGAAAUUUCGUCAAUUUAUACAUGCUACAGGGCAUAGAACGCAAGCCGAAGAGUUAGGCAGCUCGUUUAUUCUUACCGCAAUUCCCAAACUCAAAUCUACAAGUUCAUCGCAAGAAAAAGUGGUUGUGGACUCUCCAUGGUGGAAGUUAGCUAAAAACGCUAACUGGAAUCAUCCAGAAGGUUUAAAUUCAUCUAUAAAUGGCAUUUUAGAUCAUCCCGUUGUUCAUAUGUCUUGGAAUGAUGCUAAUGCUUACUGCAAUUGGGCUGGUAAGCGCUUACCUACUGAGGCAGAAUGGGAAUAUGCAGCUCGAGGUGGAUUAAAUGAUAGAUUAUUUCCAUGGGGUAAUAAUCCAAUACCGAAAGGCCAGCAUAGAAUGAAUAUUUGGCAAGGAAAAUUUCCUAGAGAAAAUACAGCAGAUGAUGGAUACAUCGGAACAGCUCCGGUAGUCAAUUCUUAUUUACCUAAUGCUUAUGGAAUUUAUAACACUAUUGGUAAUGUAUGGGAAUGGGUAUAUGAUUGGUGGAGUAGACGAGAUGGACAAUUAAGGUCUCGGCAGGAUAUUUCCAAUAAUCCGAAAGGUCCUAAUUCCGGUGUUAAGAAGGUACAAAAGGGAGGAUCAUAUUUAUGUCAUAAGUCUUACUGUUACCGAUAUCGGUGUGCAGCACGAAAUGCAGCACCACCGGACACUUCAGCAAUAAAUUUAGGGUUUCGAUGCGCCAUGGAUAUGAAAAUGUUUGGUUCUAAUGACCAUUAG